Gossypium arboreum is the source of this 4842-nucleotide messenger RNA. RefSeq names its product pleiotropic drug resistance protein 1-like. Lineage: Eukaryota; Viridiplantae; Streptophyta; Magnoliopsida; Malvales; Malvaceae. The record is from RefSeq and is a predicted model, not a curated record. Gene Ontology annotation, cellular component: membrane. The transcript has 24 exons. Gene Ontology annotation, molecular function: ABC-type transporter activity; ATP binding; ATP hydrolysis activity. The coding region runs from base 356 to 4669 and encodes 1437 amino acids.
UUAUUAUUUAGUUAUUACUCUUCCAUAUUUUUUAAUUUAAUAUUAUUCCUUAAUCAAUUUUCAUUUAACCCUUUUUUUUUAUUUUAUCAAUAAUCAAUUUUCAUCCACAUGAAUAAUUCAGUUGGCUCAAAUGAUAACAGGGACAGAUACAUAGAAUUUUGGAAGGAAUGUUUUAAGUUUGAAAUUUCUGAACAGUAGUACUAGAUUUCUAGUUCUAGCGAUGAAGUUGGAUCUUGAAACUUUUUAAUAAAUAACUCUAAACCAAGUACCAAAGUUGCAAACAUUAACAUAUAAUAGACGUAACAUUAGUUUAGUGAUUUCUAACGUUAGUAACAAUUUGUAUUGGUGAUUGGCAAUGAAGCGAAAUGAUCUUUAUCAAGCAAGUAAUAGUUUACGAGCAAACGGUUCUUCCAGAUGGAGGGACACCGGUUACAAUGUGUUCUCGAGAUCUUUCAGACAAGAAGAUGACGAUGAUGACGAAAAAGCAUUGAAAUGGGCAGCCAUUGAAAGACUUCCAACAUUUGCUCGCCUAAAGAAAGCUCUGUUGACCACCUCGCCUGGUGAGACAAGCGAAGUUGAUGUGCCUAAACUUGGGCAUGAAGAAAGGAAGAAAUUGAUGGAUAGGUUGAUUAAACAUACUGAAAAGGACAAUGAAAGUUUCUUGUUAAAGAUCAGACAGCGAGUUGACAGGGUUGGUAUUGAAAUUCCGAAGCUUGAAGUUAGAUAUGAACAUUUAAAAGUUGAGGCAGAAGCCUAUAUAGGAAGCAGAGCAUUACCUUCGUUUUUCAAUUUCUUUAUCAAUAAACUAGAGAGCAUUUUGCAUUGCCUGCAUUUGCUUUCUAGUAGAAAGAAACAGUUGUCUAUUCUUCGGGAUGUAAGUGGAACCAUUAGGCCAUGCAGAAUGACAUUGCUGUUGGGUCCUCCAAGUUCUGGAAAGACUACACUUUUGUUAGCGUUGGCAGGAAAGCUUAAUCGUGACCUAAAGUUUUCAGGGAGGGUCACAUACAAUGGGCAUGAAAUGAAAGAUUUUGUGCCACAGAGAAUUGCUGCAUACAUUUGUCAAAAUGAUCUUCAUCUCCCAGAAUGGACAGUAAGAGAAACCAUAGCCUUCUCUGCUAGAUGCCAGGGUGUUGGGCCCAGUUAUGAGAUGCUAGCAGAAUUGGCAAGAAGGGAGAAAGCUGCAAAUAUUAAACCUGAUCCUGAUAUUGAUGCCUUCAUGAAGGCAGCAUCCAUUGGGGAUCAAGAAACAAGUGUACUCACAGAUUACAUUAUUAAGAUUUUGGGACUAGAAAAUUGUGCAGAUACCCUGGUGGGGAAUGAAAUGAUUAGGGGUAUCUCAGGAGGACAAAGGAAGCGAGUAACAACCGGUGAAAUGUUGGCUGGACCAGCAAAACUGCUGCUCAUGGAUGAGAUAUCCACUGGCCUGGACAGUUCAACCACAUACCAAAUUGUCAAAUCGCUGAGGCAAAAAGUUCACAUUCUGAACGGAACUGCCUUCAUUUCUCUCCUACAGCCAGCACCAGAGACUUUCGAACUCUUUGAUGACAUCGUUCUCUUGUCAGAUGGCCAGAUUGUGUACCAGGGUCCCCGUGAAAAUGUGCUUGAGUUCUUCGAAUCGAUGGGUUUCAAAUGUCCAGCAAGAAAGGGUGUUGCAGACUUCUUACAAGAAGUUACAUCGAGGAAAGAUCAGAGACAGUAUUGGAAUCAAACUGACAAGGCCUACAGUUUUGUCACGGUGGAAGAAUUUGCGGUGGCAUUCCAAUCAUUCCAUGUGGGAAAAAGAUUGCAGGAUGAUCUUGCAACUCCCUUCGAUAAGAAUCGAAGUGAUCCUACUCUUUUGACGACCAAGAAUUAUGGUGUUAACAAAAGGGAGCUUCUCAAAGCUUGCUUCUCAAAAGAACUUUCGUUGAUGAAGAGGAACUCCUUCAUAUACAUCUUCAAGCUUAUACAGCUUGUAGUGAUGGCAGUGAUAGGAUCAACCGUCUUCCUGAGAACUGAAAUGCAUAAGAAGACUCCAACUGAUGGGAUAGUUCAGAUGGGUGCUGUGUUCUUCUCUGUAUUUAUGUUCAUGUUUAGUGGAUUAUCAGAGCUUGCCAUGACUGGUCUUAGGCUUCCAGUCUUCUUCAAGCAAAGGGACAACUUGUUCUAUCCUGCCUGGGUAUAUGCCCUCCCUACGUGGAUCUUGAACAUUCCUAUAUCAUUCAUCGAGGUUGCCCUCUGGGUGGUAGUCACCUAUUACGCCAUGGGCCUGGAUCCUGAUAUUUUUAGGUUUUUGAAGCAGUUUCUUUUGCUGGUGCUAACGAACCAAAUGUCUUCUGCGCUGUUUCGACUAGUUGCAGCAUUGGGUAGGGAGAUGACUGUUACUAACACAUUAUCUUCAUUUUGUCUGCUUGUUCUUUUUGCAAAUUGUGGAUAUGUCUUGUCUCAAGAUGAGGUUAGGAAAUGGUGGAUCUGGGCUUAUUGGAUAUCACCUAUGAUGUACUCCCAGAAUGCUAUAGUAAUUAAUGAGUUCCUUGGAGAGAGCUGGAAUCAUGUUCUCCCAUUUACAACCGAAAAGCUAGGAGUUUUAGUUUUGAAGUCUCGCGGGUUCUUUUCAGAAGCCUACUGGUAUUGGAUAGGAGUUGGCGCAUUGGUGGGAUUCAUAUUAGUAUUAAAUUUCUUAAAUACCCUGGCUCUCACUUAUCUCAAUCCCUUGGAUGAAAUCCAGAGGGUAAAAUCAGAAGAUCAAAACAAUGAAGAUGAUGAUAGAAAUGGAGUAGAUGCUCAGCUGCAGCACAAGGGAAGCAACACUGACCUGUUGAGGACAGAAGCUGAUCCGGAUAAAAUACAGUACAGGGAAAAGGGCAUGAUUCUUCCAUUUCUGCAACACUGCAUUACCUUUGAGAAGAUUGUUUAUGCAGUAGAUAUGCCUCAGGAAAUGAAGGCCCAGGGAGUGACUGAAGAUAGAUUGGUGCUUUUGAGGGGGAUAACCGGUGCUUUCAGGCCUGGUGUUCUCACUGCCCUGAUGGGUGUUAGUGGAUCUGGUAAAACCACUUUGAUGGACGUACUGGCUGGUAGGAAAACUGGAGGGUACAUUGAGGGAAGCAUCAAAAUUUCUGGGUUCCCGAAAAAGCAAGAAACAUUUGCUCGUAUAUCUGGCUACUGUGAGCAAACUGACAUCCAUUCCCCUCAUCUAACGGUCUAUGAAUCAUUGCUUUACUCGGCUUGGCUCCGGUUAUAUCCUGAAGUGAAUUCUGAAACCAGGAAGAUGUUCGUUAAGGAAGUCAUGGAACUCGUUGAACUGACCCCCUUGAGGCAAGCUUUAGUUGGAUUGCCUUGUGUAAGCGGUUUGUCACUCGAGCAGCGCAAGAGGCUAACUAUUGCGGUUGAGCUAGUUGCCAACCCUUCAAUAAUUUUUAUGGAUGAACCAACUUCAGGGCUUGAUGCAAGAGCUGCUGCAAUUGUUAUGAGAACGGUUAGGAACACAGUAGACACUGGAAGAACAGUUGUAUGUACCAUCCAUCAACCUGGCAUUGAUAUAUUUGAAGCUUUUGACGAGCUAUUGUUAUUGAAGCAAGGGGGACAAGAGAUAUAUGUAGGGCCAUUGGGUCACAAUUCAUGUGACAUGAUAAAGUACUUUGAGGGAAUUGAGGGAAUCAGCAGAAUAAAAGACGGCUAUAACCCAGCAACUUGGAUGUUAGAAGUUUCAACUCCGGAGCAGGAGAUGGCUUUGGGGGUUGAUUUUGCUGAUUUAUACGAAAGUUCAGAACUGCACAAGAGAAAUAAAGCACUUAUUGAACAAUUGAACGUGCCUUCUCCUGGUUCAAAACAACUUCAUUUCCCAAGUCGGUACUCGCGGUCAUUCUUCUCGCAGUUCUUGGUUUGCUUAUGGAAACAACGAUGGUCAUACUGGCGAAAUACGUCAUACACUGCCGUAAGAUUUUUCUUCACCACUGUCAUAGCCUUAAUGUUUGGAACAAUGUUCUGGAACGUUGGCUCCAAAAGAACAAGAUAUCAAGACCUCUUUAAUUCAAUGGGUUCUAUGUAUGCCGCUGUUCUCUUUCUUGGUGUCCAAAAUGCUGCCAGUAUACAACCAAUAGUCCACAUCGAGCGAACGGUCUUUUAUAGGGAAAAAGCCGCUGGAAUGUAUUCACCUAUGGCCUAUGCUUUUGCACAGGUUGUUGUGGAGCUACCAUAUAUCUUAGUGCAAGCAGCGACUUAUGGCAUCAUUGUGUAUUCAAUGAUGGCAUUCGAAUGGAGUGCUGCUAAAUUCUUAUGGUACAUAUUCUUCAUGUAUUUCACAUUGCUAUACUUCACCUUCUUUGGCAUGAUGACCAUGGCUAUAACACCAAACUUCCACGUUGCUGCAAUCAUUUCCACUGCAUUUUAUGGGCUUUGGAAUCUCUUCACAGGAUUCAUAGUCCCUCGCACGAGAAUUCCGAUAUGGUGGAGGUGGAACUAUUGGAUUUGCCCGAUGGCUUGGACUUUGUAUGGAUUGAUAGUGUCACAGUAUGGUGAUGUAAAGGAUGUCCUUGAUGCAGGAGAAACCACUGAAGAGUUUCUGAAGAAAUAUUUUGGUUUCAGGCAUGAUUUUGUGGGCGUGGUUGCUGCUGUGAUCGUUGGAUGGGCAUUGCUUUUCGCUUUUUUGUUUGCGGUAUCCAUCAAAUUAUUCAAUUUUCAAAGGCGAUAGGGAAGGCUUAAUACGAGUUGGUUCCAUUGAUUUUUGUAUAGGAUUUCGAUACCAAAUACGAGGAUAUAGAAACAUGGGUUCACUUAGUCUCUACUUAUAACUAUAUUGCUUAUUUACUCUCUCUGCAUUUAAUAUAUAUUAUUGGAUAAACUCUACUCAUGGUCAGUUUAAAA